GCAACCAUGUCUGGUCGCGGAAAGGGUGGAAAAGGCCUUGGUAAGGGAGGCGCCAAGCGCCACCGCAAGGUGCUGCGCGACAACAUCCAGGGCAUCACCAAGCCCGCCAUCCGGCGCCUGGCCCGCCGCGGCGGUGUCAAGCGCAUCUCCGGCCUCAUCUACGAGGAGACCCGCGGGGUGCUCAAGGUCUUCCUGGAGAACGUGAUCCGGGACGCCGUCACCUACACGGAGCACGCCAAGCGCAAGACGGUCACGGCCAUGGACGUGGUCUACGCGCUCAAGCGCCAGGGCCGCACCCUCUACGGCUUCGGCGGCUGAGUCAACGUCCUCACAAUCCUAAAUUAUCCUCCAA
Molecule: messenger RNA, 352 nt
Organism: Phyllostomus hastatus (greater spear-nosed bat)
Lineage: Eukaryota; Metazoa; Chordata; Mammalia; Chiroptera; Phyllostomidae
Product: histone H4
Exons: 1
Coding region: 7-318 (103 amino acids)
Biological process (GO): nucleosome assembly
Cellular component (GO): nucleosome
Molecular function (GO): structural constituent of chromatin; protein heterodimerization activity; DNA binding
Source: RefSeq, a predicted model, not a curated record